Suillus plorans is the source of this 1317-nucleotide messenger RNA. RefSeq lists its product as uncharacterized. The record is from RefSeq and is a predicted model, not a curated record. NCBI's taxonomy places the organism in Eukaryota, Fungi, Basidiomycota, Agaricomycetes, Boletales, Suillaceae. Bases 269 to 1102 code for a protein of 277 amino acids. The transcript has 5 exons.
CGUUAGUUCAAUUACUCUCAGCCUAUCAAUGUGCAUGCUAGUGGACCCUUACCUCCUUCGAUGACUCGAAUGCCGGCUUGGCAACUACUGUCAUUGGCGCAUGCCCUAACACUUAAUAAUUCUGGAUAUCUGAAUAUGUCGGAAACUCUUUGCAUUGCCUUUCUGAGUUCGCCACCAGCCAUCGGUGCAGGCUGUACUCAACCAAGGUCCACGGGUUAUGGUCUGGCAUGGAAAGGGAGAUUUCGGAUCUGGGAAGCUAUAAAAUACCAUGCCUGGCCCUAUGGAUAGUAGAAAACGAUCCCAGCCCUCCAUCUUCAAUCCAACCGCCAGCAUGCAAUCCUUCAAUCCAUUCGCUGAUGCCUCAGCCUUCGGCUACAACGAAACUACAAGCCCAAAUCACGCCCCUGGAACUUCAAGUUCUCGCGCUUCGACCGCGUGGUGGUCUGGACCCAUUGUUAAUGGUCCAUCAGACCAGUACUUCCCGGGUGGCUUCACCUUUCCUCCAGAGUCUUUGGUAAUGCAGAACUCUGGAUACCAGUACCAUGUGAACGAUAAUACGGCAUUCCAGAGCAUUCCUGAGAACUCUAUGUUAUCACACUCAGAGACAGCAGAUGAUAGAACGCUUUACUAUCCUCAAGAUCUAUGGUAUCCUCCGCCUGAGGAUGACAACCUAAACCAAGGGAACCAAUGCGGACAGCUUCCGUGGUUCAACUCAGACACAUUCCCUCCGAGUCCAUCCUUGCAAAUGAUGAUGUCACAGUCGCCGACGGAACCAUUACCUAUCAUGAUGCCGUCUCAAGAACAACCGGCCCUUUCUGAAUGCGCAUGGGUUGAAGAUGGUAAACUGUGUGACCAUCCCAUUUCUCAUGACAAACGCAGACUUGGCAUACAUCUUCGCGACUCUCACGGUGUGCAUGGAACCGACAAGAAACCUGUUGUGUGCUCCUGGCAGGGUUGUGAUCAGAAGAUGCAAAGAGGCGCUAUCGGACGGCACAUCAUUAGCUGCCACCUGAAAGCUAGAUGGACCUGCAAGAAUUGUUCCAAGACGUAUUCUCGCCGCGACGCUAUGAAGAAGCACGCCAAGGACUGUCAAGCCGCAUAGGCUUAGCCGCUGACAACCAGCAUCACACCUUCUCGCUCGUUAUCGUAUCACUUUCUUUUGAUGACUAACACCAAUCAUUUCCUAAUGCAAUGUUUCUCUUCACCGCUGCUGUAUUACCACAAACUCAAACUUACGGCAUGAAACAUGGCUAGUAUACCCAUAAUGUAGUAGUAUAUCUUGUUAUCGACACUCCUUCAAUGAUGUAUUUAUUAUAC